CACCGGAAGAAGAAAGCUACAUGGCGCCUGCUCACUGCUCCGUUGAACUCCUCUCACUUUGAUGGCUGGGAUGAAGCUUCUCCUGCUCACCCUCUAUGAAUACUCUCCUCUCUUCCACAUCGUGGUGGUUUCUCUCUGUUUCCUCCUCACCGCCGCCAUCGUGCUGGGCUGGUUUGGCUUCGAUGUCCCAGUGAUGCUUCUCAGCUCUGAUGAGACGGAGCCAGUCACUCCAACCCCUGAGAGGCCGAUGGUACAGGAGACCAAUCCGUUUUCUCUGGCACUGGGCUCGGGGCCCGCAAGUGUCAGUGAUGGUGUGUCACUGAAACUGGGCUGUCUGGGGCCAUGUGUUCUUAGCUGUUUCUGGGGCUGUGAAGUCAGUGCUCUACAGCGGGCUCUACAUAACCAUCAACAAAACCUGAAGCUCACCUGUCCACAACACUUCCUUGAGGCCCUGCACCUACACUUCCACUACCAUCAAAUGUUCCGUAUCAGCAGAGGAGAUGAACACGAAUGUCACACUUGCAUCCCUCAUGACCAGAGUAUUACAGAUUUUGGGCCUCUGCCAAGGAAACACUAUCCCCUCGUGGCUGUACUGACUCUGGCAGAAACAGAGGCCAGGAACCUUUACAAUAUUGUGGCAAGUGUGAUCGUUAUUCACAUACCUGAUGACAUUUACAGACUUUCUGCACGAAUUCUCUUUCAAUAUCUUCUCACAUCACAAGGAGAUGUGCAUGAAUUAAAACCUCUCUUCAUGUCAGCUGAGACGUCUGGGCCUCCUGAUUUGGAGAGGAGCUGCCAGCCAGAAGAAACCCAGAUGGAGGGAGAUCCUUUGAGAGAAGAGACAGACUGGUCAGAGCAUAUUGGCAGGAACUGUGUAGUAUGUCAGAAUGCAGCAGUGAACAGGGUGCUUCUGCCCUGCAGGCAUGCCUGUGUGUGUGACAGCUGUAUGCUGCACUUUCAACACUGUCCCAUUUGCAGGGCCUUUGUCAUGGAGUCAUUUGCACUUAGAGCAACACGGACAUGAUGGCUGCUGGCUUGUCGAUAGGGGGCACUGGGGUGACAUCCAUGGUGGAAAAUGUGUAGAGUUAGUAGAUCACCACAACUAUUCUUUUAAAAUUCUAUGUGCACAAGGACAAUUUCUAAUUUGUCAGGAUUUCUGUUUCAGUUUUUGUUUAUUGGCGCUUCAUUUUUAUGUAGGUUUAGAAACAUGUUUUUAGUGAGCAUGUAUCUAUGUUUUAGUUCCUAAGCUUCCAUGUGUCUACCUGCUGGUUUUUGAUUGGCUACUCUUGUUUCAUUAUUUUAAUUUGAUUUUAAAUAUGUAUUAAAUAUUAUGAUGAAAAUAAUUAUGCAUUUCUCUAAAAGGAUGAAUAUUGGUAACACUGGUCUUUAGACGAUUGAACCAUUGAUCAAACCUUUGUUCAGUUCCAGCAGUCAAACCAGCAGCAGGUAGAGAAAAAUAAAAAAUUUGGUUCAGUUUAGAAUGU
This is a messenger RNA of Cyprinodon tularosa, 1484 nucleotides long. RefSeq names its product cell growth regulator with ring finger domain 1 (gene cgrrf1). Gene Ontology annotation, biological process: negative regulation of cell growth. The coding region runs from base 62 to 1024 and encodes 320 amino acids. The record is from RefSeq and is a predicted model, not a curated record. NCBI's taxonomy places the organism in Eukaryota, Metazoa, Chordata, Actinopteri, Cyprinodontiformes, Cyprinodontidae. The transcript has 6 exons.